UCGGACCGGCGGGAGUAGUAGAGGCAGCGGCUAGGGCCCGGGAGCCGCUGCGGCCGCCGCCGAGCACCGCGGCGGCGGAGCCGAGCACAAUCCUGAGGACCAUGAUGGUGCUAUGUGCUACUGCUGCUGUUGUGGUCGCUGUUGCUCUCGCGAUGCCUUGAGAUCGUGGGCGCUGCCGCCUUGCCCUGGCUGCUGCUGUUGACCGCGUGAGCAUGGAAAUGGACCUCCUUUCUACGCACGGUCUUGAUCGAGGCAGCGGCUAGGUUCGUUGGGUGUCUCAAACACGCGGCCAUUGCUGCCUCUGGGUGGUCCGAGAGGAGACACGCGGUCAUUGGCCAAUUUCGCACAGUGCCGAUCGGCGCCGCUUGGGGCACAUGCUUCUGUGUCACAUCGACUUACCUACUCUACACUUCACGACGUAUGCGCGUACGCGCUGUUCCGUGCGUCGAGCAUGAUGGCAAUGGAAUCUCGAGAUGGUCCAUCGAGGGUCGUCUUGGUGGUGGCGACGUCCCUACUCCUUCUCUCGUCAGGUGUGAAGGCGUUACUGGCAGCCUCGCCUUCGUCGCUAACCGCGGGACGACUACUCUGGGGGCGGAGCGGGGGCGGGGGGAGCUUCGUGGCUCCCGCAGCGAGGAAACCAUUAGCAGCGAACACAAGAGGCGUCGGCGCCGGCGCCGGCGGCAGCGUGGCUAACGGCUGGUCGGCGGCAGCAGCGGGAAGCGGAAGAAAGGACGUCGGAGGCGAGCGGCGGGGGCAUUCCUUGCGCAUGGGAACGCGGCUAGAGAUCGUGAACGACGCGGAUAUUCCUGAAACGGCCGAGUUUUUCGUGGAAAACUUCUGGGACGACGCGGUUGCACCGUCCCAGAAGCGAUCGUUGGUGCGAGAGCUGGUGAGCGACUACCGACGACGAUACGGGACGCUGAUGGGGAAUCGAAAGCUGCAGAGCAUGCUCAUGGUCGCGAGGGGAAACAGAGGCGAGAUCAUCGGCUGCAUCGCCGUCGAGGUUUCGGUCUGCAUGGGGGAGCGCGUGGGCGUGAAAGCGCGAGGGAUCAGCCCCAACGCGGAGGGCGCGGAGCUCCGACCUAUCCUCGCCAACCUGGCCGUGGCGCGCUCGGAAAGGAGAAAAGGGUUGGCGAAACGGCUGGUGAAGCAAUGCGAAGAUGUGUGCAGGGAAUGGGGAUACGACGAAGUCCUUCUGCUAGUGGAAGAAAACAACAAGCGGGCGAGAAGACUCUACUCGAAGCUGGGGUACAAGAUGCUGUUCAGGGACACGAAGGCCAAGAAGAUUCUGCCGGACUCUUACCAGAUCAGGGACGUCCCGUGCGUGAACGUGUGCAUGCGGAGAGAUCUCAACGCCAACAUAUUCUCCAACCUGUUCGCGAUGAUCCGCCAAUAGCCCUGCGAAGUAGUCGUCGACGUCCAUGGCUGCUCCGUGCGAUGCUGAUUUGGCUCGUGGGGUGUGUGCAUGUCUCUCGCGGUUGGCAUCAAAAGCCGCCGUUAGCCCGGUGACUUCCGUUGGCGCUCCGUAGCUGCUUGUGAUUUGUUGCGUCGGAAAUGUGAAGGUCCCUCGGUUGGUAUGGUAUCUAAAGUUAGCUUGGCAUAAUAGUCGCAGCUGACACUCUCGUACACUAAUGGAAGCUGGUUUCGGAUUCCACAGAGUGCAAUAGAAGAGGUGUCGUUCGUUGGUGGCGUAGCAAAACUACAAUAGAACGCAGCGUGUGCUACCCGAAGAGUCUCAGUUGAUUUCGUACGGAGUGGUACACAUUACAGGCUAGCUUUUUUGGCUUGCUGGGGCUGCUCUCGUACCAACGUACCUGGUGUUUGAGUGUGGUUUUUCUCGUCCAUGCCUACUGGAGAGGACAAAAAAAGAAAGAAAUUGAAU
Ectocarpus sp. CCAP 1310/34 is the source of this 1882-nucleotide messenger RNA. Lineage: Eukaryota; Phaeophyceae; Ectocarpales; Ectocarpaceae. The record is from the annotation of a GenBank genome assembly.